AUGACCAAGCGAACAAAGAAGGUCGGUGUUACCGGUAAAUACGGUACCCGUUACGGUGCUUCCCUGCGAAAGCAGGUCAAGAAGAUGGAAAUCACCCAGCACGCCAAGUACACCUGCACUUUCUGCGGAAAGGUCACCGUCAAGCGACAGGCUACCGGCAUCUGGGACUGCAAGUCUUGCAAGCGCACCGUUGCUGGUGGUGCUUACACCGUUGCCACUCCUGCUGCCGCCGCCAUGCGAUCGACUCUGCGACGUCUCCGAGAGAUUGCUGAGGUUUAA
Fusarium redolens is the source of this 279-nucleotide messenger RNA. RefSeq names its product ribosomal protein L37ae. Gene Ontology annotation, molecular function: structural constituent of ribosome. Lineage: Eukaryota; Fungi; Ascomycota; Sordariomycetes; Hypocreales; Nectriaceae. The record is from RefSeq and is a predicted model, not a curated record. Gene Ontology annotation, biological process: translation. The transcript has 4 exons. The coding region runs from base 1 to 279 and encodes 92 amino acids. Gene Ontology annotation, cellular component: ribosome.